This is a messenger RNA of Aethina tumida (small hive beetle), 1154 nucleotides long. Its product is annotated as c-Myc-binding protein homolog. Gene Ontology annotation, cellular component: nucleus. The transcript has 4 exons. Gene Ontology annotation, biological process: regulation of DNA-templated transcription. Lineage: Eukaryota; Metazoa; Arthropoda; Insecta; Coleoptera; Nitidulidae. Bases 249 to 671 code for a protein of 140 amino acids. The record is from RefSeq and is a predicted model, not a curated record. Gene Ontology annotation, molecular function: transcription coactivator activity.
ACUUUUGACAAACAAAUAAUUUUACGUCAAAAUCACCUAAAAGAUUACAGUUACGGAAAUAACAUUAAAAAAUUUUAAAUUGAUUUUUUUUCAACAUUCGAUACCGCUGUCAUACCAUAUUCCAAAACCGGAAAAUAAUUUGUAAGUGGGAACACAGAAUAUCUUAUCCGAGCAGAAAGAUUUCUAUCUACAACAUUAUAAUCAUUCGUAAAUACGCUUAGGUGUGCUGUUAAAACUUGCCAGUGAAAAUGACUACAAACCAAAACUUCAAGCCGUCCGAAGGGAAACGUGAGGAAUUUAGAAAAUACCUAGAAAAAAAUGGGGUUAUGGAUGCCUUAACAAAAGUAUUAGUUAGUUUGUACGAGGAAGUAGAGAAGCCAGAAGAUGCUUUACUUUUUAUACGCGACAAGCUUGCAAUCCAAGCUGGAAUUGAAACCUAUGACCAGCAAUCUGAGAAAAUUAGGGAGAUGGAGGGCAAAAUAACGGAACUAGAAGAAACUAUAGUGCAAUUGAAGAAUGCAGCUGCAGAAGCUGAAGCUACAGUUGCUGUAGUAGAAGAGGGUGCAGAACCAGAGAUGGAUCCAGAUUUCCAGAUAUCACCACCAGAGGGUGAAACUGAAGCAGAGGCACUUCCACCACCAACAGAAAGUACUGAGGCUCCACCGGAAUAAUUUUUAAUUUUGUUUACUUAACUUUACACAGCCAGAGUUUAUUUUUAUUUAGAGAAAUACUUUAUGUUCCUUUUCUAAUAUACGUUGUGAUUACAUUAUUUUAAGUUUUUGAAAUUGAUUUGUUGAAUGUUUGUUUUCUGUUUUAAUUAACAGAGGAUUUGUUAAUUUUUUUUUUACGUUUUUUGACCACACACUCUAUGAGUAAAUUAAUACAUUCCUGUUAGAUUCUAGAAAAUAGAAUAAUCAGUACUUGGCCUUAUAAACGAACUUUCAAAAUUGAAAUGUUCAAAAGUUGUUUCUUGAUAAAUAUUCUUGUACUUUUAUGCAACCAUUAUCAAUAGCAUUUUAGCCUAAUUUAUAUGCAGGUGUUUCUAAGGAAUAUUUAUCUAGAAAAAGCUUUGGUAAUAUAAGCAUUUGUUCUGUACCUAUUGAAAUUAUAUGGAGAGUAUUAUCUUUUUCACUAAAUAUAUUAAUGUGCAAUUA